GCUGCCCGCCUUCUGUUCCCGUUUCCUGUGGAGCCAGCCGGAGGAAUUCAGACUCUCCAAGUUUUUCCUGGGGGCCGGACUUGGAAGCUUAUUUGCUUUGGCCCUUUCCCACACCCUGAUUUUCCCAAUGAGCAUCACCGAGGACCACAAGAUCCAGCUAAUGUACGGCAUGGCAGGUGUGGGGGCUCUAGGAUGGGGCACCUCCCCACACUUCCGCUGUACUAGCCUCUUGGUGAUACCCAAGUUCAUGGGCAAGGAAGGACGGCUGUACGUGCUCACCUAUGUUCUGGCUAGCAUUUACAACGGCCCCGUGGCCAACAUCCGGCACAACCUGGGCGAGGUGGUGCGCUCCAUCAGCUGCACGGUGGAGCUGCAGAUUGAUAAUGCCAAGCGGAGCUGGAAGGUGUCCACGGCCCCCCUGCGCAAAGUCCUGACGGACAUGGUGAGAAGUGGGAAGAACCUGAGAAGCGAAACCCGAGAAGUAUCGCGCUCCUUCUUGGCCCUGAACGAGCAGGUGGCCAGUCAGUCAGGCUACAGCGUGCGCUCGGCGAGGGACGAGAGCGAGAAACGGCCGCAUUCCACCCAGGAACUCUUCGAGGGCAGAACCCGGAUGCGCUGCUCGUACAUCAUAGAUGAGUCCAUCACCCGCUGCAAAGCCUGGUUCGAGGCCAAGUACCAGUCCUGCCUGAACAAGAUCGCGGUGCCCGUCAUCAGCCACCUGCUCUGCAUCCCGAUGAAGUUCAGCUUCAUCUGCCACCUCGCCAAGAUUAUGAACGCCUGGUGUCGCGACAAGAUCCCCGUGGACGGGAACUUUGGCCAAACCUUUGACAACGUCAACGGCUCCGUCGACAACCUAAACCAAGACUUCACGGCUGACUUGGUGAUCAAGGAAGAACACCAAACGAUGCUCGUGGGCGCCAACAUCUCCCACGAACACCUGGUGGACGAGGUCAACGAACAGGUGGCCCUGCAUGGCGGCCGUAUCAGCACCUCCAUGUCUGUGCUCCGCGUCUUGCUGUCCUGCACCUUCGUCAUGAUUUUCGCCUCGGCCCACUCCUACACAAACAGUUUCAACCAGGACGUCCGCUUCGACAACAUUUACAUCACACGCUAUUUUCGGCAGAUCGAUGCCCGGCGUCGGAAGCAGAAGAAACGGACUCUCCUUCCUCUGCGCCGCGCUGAGAUUCCUGGCUAUAUCGAUCCGUGCCAUCUCAAGUUCCAGCCGGCGGAGGCCAAGAACGUGAUGUCGGAGCUGCUGGGCUGCCUGCCGUCCCUGAUCUUCCUCCUGCUGGCGUUCUGCCUCGAUUACUUGCUCUACAACAUAUUCAGCACCAUACGACACCAUUCCUUUGUGGAGUACUCUUUCAGCAGCAGCCACCACCUUGAAGUGAUCGUCGGCGGGGAGACGAUGAUGGCGCGACUCCUCCGGAGCACCAUUGGAGCCUUGAAUACUUCCUCAAAGAUGGAGAUGGAGGCUACCAACAUCCAGUGUCUGCCCGAACCUCGGGGCAUGUCCAGAGUGCAGUACCAGGCCUCCUGUAUCUCUCUGGGCGCCUUGUUCCUGCUGUGUCUCGUUCAGGUUUACGCCUACCGUAUCCGGAGAGUCAUCGCUGCCUUCUAUUUCCCCAAGCGUGAGAAGAAGCGCAUCCUCUUCCUCUACAACGAGAUGCUGCGGCAGCGGGUGGCCUUCAUCACGGUGCAGCGGAAGCGCAUCAUCCAGAGAUCCCGACGGCACAAAAGACUGGAAAAGCCCCUCGUGGACCGGCUCGGCCAUUGGUUCCCGUUCCUGAAGCGUUUCCUCCGCCUGCGUUGCAUUCUCUGCGGCUUGCCCGAAACCCCCAACUCGGUCCUCUGUGCGACCCCCGAGUGUGGCACCAUUUACUGCCGCCUGUGCUGGAAAGACAUGGGCGAGGUCUGCUUCGCGUGUUGCCACGACGACGUGAUCUCCGAUGACGUCACCAGCGAGGGGGAGACGGGCUACGCCCACUGAGCUGCCAAGGGGCGGGGCUGCUCCGAGUUCCAUUAUUAAAUUAUCACUUUGAUCCUUUCGAAUCUUCUAGUUGUCUUGAAUCGCACUAUGUGUGGAGGAAAGUACGAGCACCAAACAUUAUAUUGUCGAAGGCUUUCACAGCUGGAAUCACCAGGGCGUUGUGGGUUUUCUGGGUUGUAUGGCUAUGUUCCAGUAGCAUUUUCUCCUGACGUUUCACCUGCAUCUGAAGAUGCUACUGAAACACGGCCAUACAACCUGGAAAACCCACAACACCCUACAACAUGUCUACCAUGCCUCUUUCCCCAUUGGGGACCCAAAUUAAUUUACAUUGUUCUCCCCCACAUUUUUCUUCACAAGAAUCCUGCAAGGGUGGCUAGGCUGCGAGUACGUAACUGAACCAAAGUCAUCCCACUCGCCUCUGUGACAGAGCAGGAAUUAAAACCUGGACCUUCCAGAUUCUAGUGUAACGCUCUGCCGUCACCAGAGGUGGGAUCCAGCAGGUUCU
Molecule: messenger RNA, 2495 nt
Organism: Sphaerodactylus townsendi
Lineage: Eukaryota; Metazoa; Chordata; Lepidosauria; Squamata; Sphaerodactylidae
Gene: DCST1
Product: DC-STAMP domain containing 1
Exons: 15
Coding region: 128-1990 (620 amino acids)
Cellular component (GO): membrane
Source: RefSeq, a predicted model, not a curated record